CAUCUCAGUCAGCUCUUCAGCCUCUGAAUCACAGACACCACCGACUCUACGCGGAUUUAGCUAAACAAAAACGCGCCCCCUGCACCCUCAACCUUGAUAUCCGAUAGCUGUCUGUGUUAUUUAACAGAAAAGGUCGUGGUAAAUUAAAAACUGACGGGUUAGAGGCACAAAAGAGGCGUCUGCGCACAUCUGCAGCCGUUAGCGGUCUGAGCUAACCGCAUCGCGCGUCGCAUCUCGCCCGCAAGACAUCGGGCUGAAUAACUGUGUGCUUCAUAGUCCUCAUCCACAUCAAUUAAACUGAACGGUACAUCAGAAUCGCAGCGGGUUCGGCGGAGCUGUCCGGCUCUUGCUUGCACUGCAGGCCUGGGUGUGGGUGCGGAGAAUGCUAAAGGAUGAGUCAGAGGGACACCCUGGUUCAUCUGUUUGCUGGAGGCUGUGGUGGCACUGUAGGUGCGAUUCUGACAUGUCCGUUGGAGGUGGUGAAGACGAGGCUGCAGUCUUCUUCAGUGACUCUUUAUAUCUCUGAGGUUCAGCUCAGCACUGUGAAUGGGGCCAGUGUGGCCCGCAUGUCCCCACCGGGACCUCUGCACUGUCUCAAGUUAAUACUGGAGAAAGAAGGUCCUCGCUCACUCUUUAGGGGGCUGGGGCCCAACUUGGUGGGAGUGGCUCCAUCCAGAGCAAUUUAUUUUGCUGCCUACUCCACAGCCAAAGAGAAGCUGAACAAUGUUUUUGAUCCCGACUCCACACAGGUGCACAUGCUGUCUGCCGGUUUAGCAGGGUUCACUGCCAUUACAGCAACCAACCCGAUCUGGCUUAUAAAGACUCGAUUGCAGCUCGAUGCCAGGAACCGUGGAGAACGGCGCAUGAGUGCAUUUGAGUGUGUCCGGCGGGUCUAUCAGUCAGAUGGGUUACGGGGAUUCUACAGGGGCAUGUCUGCAUCUUAUGCUGGCAUAUCAGAGACUGUCAUCCACUUUGUCAUCUAUGAAAGCAUUAAACGCAAACUCAUUGAGUCCAAGGCCAACGCUAACAUGGAUGAUGAAGAUGAAUCUGUAAAAGACGCUUCGGACUUUGUCGGUAUGAUGCUGGCUGCUGCCACAUCCAAGACCUGUGCCACUUCAAUUGCUUAUCCUCAUGAGGUUAUUCGUACCAGACUACGUGAGGAGGGCAGCAAGUAUCGUUCGUUCUUCCAAACUCUAAAUAUGGUGGUCCGGGAGGAGGGUUACAGAGCGCUGUACCGAGGCCUCACUACUCACCUGGUCCGACAGAUCCCUAACACUGCUAUUAUGAUGUGCACCUAUGAGCUGGUGGUCUACCUGCUCAAUGGUUAACAGAUGGAGAGAGAGACCAGGAAAGAGAGGGAGAGAGAGACAGAGCAAGAGAAACGAACAGGGUGAGAAAGCAAAAGCUAGAUGGAGACCGAGAGAGAGAUUGUCCCAGGCUUAGACCAAAGGAAGUAGAACAAAUCCUAGAAACGCAUAGUCUCCGAGAACAAGAGGGAUUCAAGCCUGUCAGACUGGAGAGCGAUGGCGAACAGAUACGCUAAAGCUGUCUGUCCGUUUGUUUCGAAAUGUUUUACGAAAGUCCGUUUUGAAAGGACAAUCAAAGAGGAGAAUGCUUGAAGAAAAAAAAAAACCCAGCCUGCAUUGGCUGGAAUUUGAAAGAGCAUUUCAAAAAUCAUUUUAUCUGAGCCAUUGUUUUAAUAAAACAAGAAAAACAUUUUCAAGAUAUGAAAUGACUGAAGGUCUUUGAAGGAGGAAAAAGCACAAGAAUGUGUUUUUCAGAUGUGGCACAAUAGCACGGUAAAGGAUGUUUUUCUUCAUUUUCACCAUUUCAUAACAAUGACGUUUUUGCCGUUCCACUAUUUGUUCAUUCAAGCAUUCUCCUCUAGAGGUCACCUUCCACUCUUUCCAAGCUGGCAGAUGGUUGUCCGCGCACAAAAGUCCAUUUGCUGUUGUUAAAUUGACGGUCACGUGAUCUGUGGCCCCUCAUGUGCUUCAAACUGAAGUGUUUCUUCGUUAGGUUCGUGUUAAGUUUAACCAUACUUAUUUUGUGUGUGUUUUUCGAUGAUCAUACCGUUGUCCUAAUAUCAGUAUAGUAUAUACUUAGGGGUGGUAUUUUUGAAUUGGGAGAUGUUGUCCUGCUUGCGUCACUGGGCCUUUUUAACUGAGAUGGAGCUGAGUUUAUCGCCACCGUUCACUGCUGCAAAGCCUCUACUUGAAUCCCAAGUGUCGGCGAGAGCCAGACAUGAAUUUACAGAUGGCUAAAUGGUAGUGGCUAAUGCUAACCCUGAGCAUGUUGCCUACAAACAACAUGCCAAGUUGUGACGACAUUAUUCGUCGUAAGGCAAUAGUCAUUUUUCCACUUUUAAGUGGGGAAAGCUGCAGAAUUGUUUCCCACCCUAUGGAUUCCUCUAACAGUGGCUUUUGACUGACCGUUUAUGCACUUUGUGGCCUGUCUAGGCUUGCGCAAAACUUUUUUUUUUUUUUCUGUUUGGAACAAUUUUUGAUCUUGUAUUGUAAAACAUAGUAUUACUAUGUAAGCAAGACAGUGUUUUGCUGAACAGUUCCCUUUGGAAGUUAUUGUACAGUUCAGUGUACUAAACUUUUAGUGAAGGAUAUUCUUGUAUGUGUAUAUACUGUAUGUAUGCAUAUCAAAUAUCCAGUGUUCAUAACUUAAGUCCUCUGAUUAUGCAGUAGUAUUAUUUGAAUGACUGCAUUUGUUUCAUAGAUUUAUCACAGAAGGAUGUUGUGAAACUCAUUUUGUUGAAUGUUUAUUUUUUAUGCAUUUUAUAUCAUUUUGUUUAUCACUCCCUCGUUCUGGCCCUGGACUCACUGCUUGAAAUGGAGUCAAAAAAAUAAUUUUUUCCAAGUGUUUUCAUCUCGCUUGUUUGUUUACAUUACUGUUGUCUGUACUUUCACACCCUCAUGAUAUGAAGGAUCUCAAACUGUUCAUGUUAGCGAUUUAGACGUUAUCCACAUCAUUUCCAGACAGUUAAUACCCAACACGCAGGCUUAAAAUUAUAAUUUAAGGUAAUUAUAUUAAACCUCGUGUUGGUAGAUCCCAUAAAGAGCCUCAAAUGGUCUUUAAAUACUACUUUUUUUUGGAAGCAGCAGCAAAAACAUGGUUUUGGUAACAUCCGUCAUUCAUUUCAUGCAUUUCAAUGUCUUUUCUGUCCAGUUCAAGUCAUCGAUAUCUGUAAUGCUGCUAAUGAAGCUCUGGAACACUGUAAUGCUCAUUACCACACAUUGGAUUUCGUUACUCAUUAUACACACAACAUUAUCAGAUCUUAUGCAAUUAAUGCUGGACUCGUCACAACUAAUGUGAUCUCAGUCUGCGAUUUGCUAAAUACUGUUCUAACUGAUGAACAAAAAGCAUUUGUUUUUGGAAAACAGCAGCUUGUUUGGGCGUGAUGUUUUAGUGUAAUUAGAAUAGACUGUCGUUGAUGGAUUAGUUAAAUUAGUGCAUAAAUAGUUGUGUUGUAUCUAAAGUCGUAAUGCCCUUGUGUUAGAAAGUGAUCUCUUGCAAACAUGCAUGAUGCUCUAAGUUUGCAUUCAACAAAUGCACUUGUAACUUCACAGUCUCGCAGAGACUUUAAUGGCAUUACGAAGAAAUUCAAGCAAAAGGCAUUUUCAGAAAGUGGUUUUGGAAUAUUCAGGUGUCAAUGUUGGACUGAAUGGACAGACUUGAACAUUCUAUUAACUGAGCCUAACCGAUUGACAGAAAUACUGAUUAAUCAUUUCAUCUUCAUUUCACAUCUAAUGGCAUAUUCAGCAAUUUUCAUGUGUGGUGUCUGUAUUGCGCAGUCUAACAUGACCAACACUAACAAAUUGUAUGUCACACCUGUUGUUUUAUUUCUUUUCUUUUCUUUUCUUUUUUUUUUUUUCUAGUUGUUUUUAUGGUAAUUGUGGCCUAUUCUUUGCUGGUUAUGUGAUUUAUCAUACCUCUUUUUGUACAAACUGUCAAUAAAAAACAUUGGAAAACUCA
Labeo rohita (rohu) is the source of this 3984-nucleotide messenger RNA. It is a transcript of the gene slc25a36a, whose product is annotated as solute carrier family 25 member 36a. NCBI's taxonomy places the organism in Eukaryota, Metazoa, Chordata, Actinopteri, Cypriniformes, Cyprinidae. The coding region runs from base 393 to 1328 and encodes 311 amino acids. The transcript has 7 exons. Gene Ontology annotation, molecular function: pyrimidine nucleotide transmembrane transporter activity. The record is from RefSeq and is a predicted model, not a curated record. Gene Ontology annotation, biological process: pyrimidine nucleotide import into mitochondrion. Gene Ontology annotation, cellular component: mitochondrion.